AUGGCGCCGCCAAGUACUCUCGGGAAACGCGUCAAAGGCACGCAAAUCACUCGACCUUUUAUCUACGGAAGCACCGCUCGUCCCUUCGGCCCCAACAAUCCCAAGCCGGACGGUAUUCCCGACGACCACACCCACUCGUGGGAGGUAUUCGUCAAAGGAAUUGACGACACUGAUAUAGCCUACUGGUGCAGGCGAGUCCAGUUCAAGCUGCAUGAGUCUAUUCCUAACCACGUUCGGAUGAUUGAAGGCCAACCCGGGAAACCUUUCCUCGUCAAAGAGACAGGAUGGGGUGAAUUCGAGAUUGCCAUCAAGCUAUACUAUGCCACUGAAUCCGGCGAAAAGCCCCAAACCGUCUACCACCAUCUGCGCCUUCACCCCUACGGCCGAACAGAAGAGGAAAAGGAGGAGAUGCGCGGCGGCACCGGCGAGGUCCGAUCCUGGGUCUACGAGGAGCAAGUGUUUAACGAACCCUUCGAGUCCUUCUACCAGGUCCUCACCUCGGGUGCCCGCCCCAAAAGCCACCCCGCCGCCAAGGGCGGCAAGGGCGGCAAGGGGAAGAACAAGCCGAUCCCUCCGCUCCCGUCAAAGCCCGUCAACGAAGUCUGGGAGCGCACCGCCAUGCUCCCCGCGCAGAGCCGCCCCGACCUGCAGUUCAGCCACGAGUUGCAGGACCUCGAGAUCCAAAAACUCAAGCAAGCCCAGGACCAGGCGCAGAGGAUGUGCAAGAAGAUGCUGGAUGGUCUCAAGGAGAAGGAGGCCAUGCUGGCCAAGCUGAAGGCCGAGAAUGCGGCGGCGGCUUCGAAUUCGUAG
Sodiomyces alkalinus F11 is the source of this 810-nucleotide messenger RNA. Its product is annotated as putative histone acetyltransferase subuni. Gene Ontology annotation, biological process: regulation of DNA-templated transcription. Bases 1 to 810 code for a protein of 269 amino acids. The record is from RefSeq and is a predicted model, not a curated record. NCBI's taxonomy places the organism in Eukaryota, Fungi, Ascomycota, Sordariomycetes, Glomerellales, Plectosphaerellaceae. The transcript is spliced from 2 exons.